Plasmodium gallinaceum is the source of this 1455-nucleotide messenger RNA. Its product is annotated as conserved Plasmodium protein, unknown function. The transcript has 4 exons. The coding region runs from base 1 to 1455 and encodes 484 amino acids. The record is from RefSeq and is a predicted model, not a curated record. Gene Ontology annotation, cellular component: nucleus. NCBI's taxonomy places the organism in Eukaryota, Apicomplexa, Aconoidasida, Haemosporida, Plasmodiidae.
AUGGAUAUUACAGAUUUUGAAAUCCCAUUAUUUUCUCCUAAUAUUACAGAAAUAAAUUUCGGGAUAUUUGACUUAUGGUUAAAAGGAUACAAUGAAAAAGAAGUGUUACAAUUACUUCAAAAUACUUUUUAUUCUCAUUUAAUAAAGGAAACAAAUGAAGAAAAUAAUAACAAUGGAGAAUUAUUUAAUAAAAUAAAAAACGAAGCUAAAAAUAAUGAAAAAGAUAGAUUAUACAUAGAAAAAGCUAAAGAUAACGUUUUUUUAGUAAAAAGUAGAAUAGUUAAUUUUUUUAACACAGAAAACAAGGGAAAUGACUACAGCACUAAUAAUAUUUUUUUUCAAUACUUUUUAUGCUUAUAUAUAAAACAACAGUUUUAUAUAUUUAACAUAUUAUCUUAUCACUUAAUGAAUUUAGAUUUACGAUUUUCCCAUUUUUAUAUUCCUAUCAGUAAAAAUAAAAUUUUAAAACUAAUAAAAAGAUAUUAUAAUAUUGAUAUUAAUUUAGAAAAAGAAAUUAUUAAGUAUAAAAAUAUUAAUAAUAUAACAAAAUAUAUUAAUGAUUUGGUAAAACUUACGAAUCUUCAUAAAAUAUCAGUUAAAAGACAAAUAGAAAAUAUAAAAAAUAUGUGGAGAUAUAUAUUAAAUAUAUAUGAAAGAAGAGAUAUAAACAUAAGUAAAUUACAGAAAAAAAGAAAAAUAAGUAUAAAAAGAGUACUAAAAUACAUUAAAACCAACUUUCGCCUAUAUAAAUAUUUUAUAAAAAGAGAAAAUGUUUUAGAAACUAAUGAUAACAAUCAAAAUAAAUCCUUUUUAUUUAAAAAUAAAAAAAAAAGAAAAGGUAAAAAAAAAGGAAAAAAAAGUAAAUCAAAAAAUGAUUUUUAUCAAUAUAAUAUAAUAAAAAUAUUAGAAAGUUUAGUAGGUAUUUCUUUGGCGAAAAGAUAUUUUCGCUUAUAUUGGAUAUUAGCAUAUCAAAUAGAAAUACCAAAAAAAAUUAACAUUUCAUACAUUUAUUUUAAUAAUAUCAUUUUGUUAAUAUUAGAAAAAUUGCAAAUAAAUGACUUAAUAUUAUCAAAAGAAUAUAUAAAUAUAAGUAAAAACAUAUAUUCUACGUAUAAAAGUAAUAAGAAUAUGGAUAUUCUAAAAAGUAAAUUAUUUAGUAUGAUUGAAAUAAAUAAUUCUUUAAAAAACAAAUGUUUUAUUAGACUUAAGUGCAUUAUAAAUCUUUUGUGUUGUUUUAGAAAUUCAUUUGAAAUAACAAAAUUUUUUUUAAUUUUCAUCGAAUUACAAAAAAAUGAAUCUUUCACAAAUGAGCAAGCAUUUGUAAAACAAAACAUUGGAAAUAAUAUUUUUGUAAAUAGAAUUAUGAGUUUCAUAAAAGAAGCAGAAAAUUACUCUAAAACAAAAAAGAUAGAAGAUGAUAAUAAAAAGGAAAAUGAAAAAACUAAAAAUUUUUAA